AUGCCCCUUGGCCCAUCCAACUCUUCUUGUCCUCAUCAUACGUCUUCUCGUCUUUCCUCUUCGUUCCCUCGAUCCGUCGACAACUCAGCCUCGUUUUCCAUCCUCGGCGGUCAGAUUCAAACCGAUCCCCAGCCUCCCGCCUCCCACCCUGCCGGCUAUUCCUCUUCUUCCUCCUCCCGAGACACGGCCGGCCCUGGGUCGGGCGGUAUAGAUAUCGAGAUGGAGCCAGUUCCAGGUCAUCGCCGGCGGAAGAGCAGUUUGAUGAAUCCGAUCGGCGGCCCCAGCAACAUUGGUAUUCCUCUGCCUGGAAGACCCAUAACGCGCAGCUCCCGAGCCAAUGGCACGUCCGACAUGCUGGAGGAACCGAAGGAACAUGGGGAAUCAAGCAAUCGACCAGGAGACUCUUCUUCCAGUAGAGAUGGCUCAGGUAGAGACAGUUUAAGCGAUGAGGAUGUACGUGACGAUGAAGAGAUGGGCUUGACGGGGGAAGACCGAGCCCAAAAGCAAAAGAAGCGCAGGAGAAAUACGUUGCUGGACAACAGAAUCGCCCGCGAGAAGAAUUUGUCAGCCGACGAGAAAAAAGAGGCCGAUCGCAAUGUCAUCAAGAGCUUGGUUAUCAACGGCGUCUUUAUACUACUGUGGUAUUUCUUUUCUCUGUCGAUAUCUCUGUACAACAAAUGGAUGUUCGACAAAGACCUUCUCAACUUUGCAUUUCCUCUCUUCACGACUGCUACGCACAUGCUAGUGCAAUUUGGCUUGUCGGCCUUGGUCCUGACAUUCGUACCAUCUCUGCGACCCCAAGUGGCACACAACUCCAAUGGGGAACGGUCAAGACACGAGUCUGACUCUCAAGGUUCUGUCAUGUCCAAGAUGUUUUAUCUCACUCGUAUUGGACCCUGCGGGGCCGCCACCAGCCUGGACAUUGGGCUCGGCAACACUUCCCUGAAGUUCAUCAGCCUGACAUUUUACACCAUGUGUAAAUCGUCUUCGCUCGCAUUUGUACUUAUUUUCGCCUUCGUCUUUCGCCUCGAAACUCCUACCUGGCGCCUCGUUGCCAUUAUAGCAGCCAUGACGCUGGGUGUCAUUCUCAUGGUGUUUGGGGAGGUCGAAUUCAAGCUUGGAGGUUUUGUCCUCGUGAUAUCUGCGGCUUUCUUCUCGGGUCUACGCUGGGCGCUGACGCAAAUCUUGCUUCUGCGGAAUGCGGCCACGUCCAAUCCAUUUUCCAGCAUCUUCUUCCUUUCUCCCGUCAUGUUUGCCGUCCUUUUUAUCCUCGCUAUUUUCGUUGAAGGCUUUGGUCCACUGUGGGACGGGCUUCGGGUUCUCACCGAGCAAUGGGGGUACAUCCGGACGCCGUUUUUCCUACUGUUUCCCGGCUGCAUUGCUUUUCUCAUGAUUGCAUCCGAGUUUGCGCUGCUUCAGCGCACGUCCGUUGUCACACUAUCAAUCGCAGGCAUAUUCAAAGAAGUCGUCACCAUUUCAGCCGCUUCCAUCGUAUUCGACGACAAGCUUACACCAGUCAACCUUGUUGGUCUCCUCACUACUAUUGCCGCCAUCGGCGCGUACAACUAUGUCAAGAUAACCAAGAUGCGCCAUGAUGCACAAACCAAAGUACACGAGCGGCAUACUGGUUCUGAUUCUGUUCCAGUGGUACCGAUAAGUCAAUAUGGAAGGGGUAGCGACGGUGAGAAUGACGACUUGGCAGAGGAGACUGCUGGUUUGCUGCUGCAGAAUUCAGAGCAGGAUCAGAGUUUUGUCACGCCUCAUCCACCUCACAGGCCGUCAAACUCGUGA
Ustilaginoidea virens is the source of this 1791-nucleotide messenger RNA. RefSeq lists its product as uncharacterized. Gene Ontology annotation, biological process: UDP-glucose transmembrane transport. Lineage: Eukaryota; Fungi; Ascomycota; Sordariomycetes; Hypocreales; Clavicipitaceae. Gene Ontology annotation, cellular component: Golgi apparatus; endoplasmic reticulum-Golgi intermediate compartment; cis-Golgi network. The transcript has 3 exons. Bases 1 to 1791 code for a protein of 596 amino acids. Gene Ontology annotation, molecular function: antiporter activity. The record is from RefSeq and is a predicted model, not a curated record.